Messenger RNA from Fundulus heteroclitus (mummichog), 5138 nucleotides. It is a transcript of the gene tarbp1, whose product is annotated as TAR (HIV-1) RNA binding protein 1. The record is from RefSeq and is a predicted model, not a curated record. Gene Ontology annotation, molecular function: RNA binding; tRNA (guanine) methyltransferase activity. NCBI's taxonomy places the organism in Eukaryota, Metazoa, Chordata, Actinopteri, Cyprinodontiformes, Fundulidae. Gene Ontology annotation, biological process: tRNA methylation.
AGUUUACGUUCUGAUUUGGGAAAGCGUGCACUCUGUGGCGUCUGUCAGCCAAAAGGCCGGUGGUCUGUGGUUGAGUAUCCUCUGCGUGGAGCUGCCUGGCUCAUGAACCAUGCAUUCCGCUUUGAUCCACGCCGUCCUGAGCAGCUCUCCUGACUACGACCUUCUGUUGGACUCCUUGUGCUGGCCGGCCGAGUCGUGGCCGCAGACGGAGCGGGUCGAGGCGCUCACGGCUCUCGUGCAAGCGCUGCGACCCGCCCUGACCGACUCGGACUCGGACGCGGCUCCGGCUCCGCUGACAGCUGCGAGCAGGAGUUCCAUCCGCGACAGAAUCGAGUCGGUCAUCUGGGCCAGAUGUCUGCCUUUCCUGUGCAGAAUCUCUGCAGAACCGGGGGACGAGGCGCGCUGCAGGGAGAGCGCAGCCGCGGUCUGCGGGCUCCUCGGCGCCUGCGUCGGCGUGUGCGGCGAAGGCGUGCGGGCAAAAGUGGUGUCGUCCACCCUGCAGUCGUUACAGCGGGUUUCAGAGGAGGAGAUGCUUGCACCGGGGACCCUGAGCGUGCAGGUCGCGACGGAAGUCCUGGCGGCUCUCAUGCCUCUUCUUACCGCGGAUGAAAAACUCACGCUUGACACUUUGAACUGUGCGCUGUCCUCCAUCAGGUCGCUGCCCGACGAUCUGGUGUCCAAAGUUGUGCUCAGGGUAAUCUUAACCUUGCUCAGCUGCUGCGGCGAGGCGAGCUCCGACCGCGUCCCCAAGCGCGUCCUGGAGCACGUCUGCAGCUGGCACUCCACGGAGCGCACGCCGGGCGUCACCCGGAGGACGCUGCUGUGUCUGACCGUCCUGUCCGACCACCUCCUGGACUCUCACAGCCCCGCCCCCUCCCGGUCCCGCGACCCACGUCUGUGUCCUCAGUUCUGGAGAAUGGUUCAGGACGGGCUCACACAUGGGGACAGCUUGACGCGCAAGAGGGCACUGUAUCUGUUGAAAAGAUGCGCUGCGCUUUCCGAAGUGGAGGGCUUUGAUUGCCAGUCCUCCACAUCAGAGGAAGGGGAGACGUUGUUCAAAUGGGCCCCCGACAAGAGCAGGCUGCUCAGAGAGUUCUGGGAGGAUUACACUCUGGUGAUGGAGACUCUGGAGGAGAAUCAGGUUCAUGUCGUCCGGCCAGUUUUGAACAGAAUAGACGCGCUAAUCCAAGCGACGGUGGAUGAUGGUCAAGGCUCGGGCCUCUUCCACCCCUGCUGGCUGCUGUGCGUGUACCAGCGCAUGUUCCACAGCGAGAACAAAUCCUUGAUGAGAGAAGGCGUGUGCCACCUGCUGGAGCUGCGGGCUCUGCAGCAGCCGGCCUUCGCUGCGGCCUUUUCUCAGUUUGUCGUCGGCUCCUUCAUGAAUGUUCUCUCUGAGACGUCCCUCUUCUGUAGGUCACCAGGGCAGAGUGUGGGGGAGUGUCCUGAGCUGGCGGUUAAGCUCCAAGAUUUCUUGGUCACCUUCUUCACCAGCCUGCCGCCAGAGGACAGAGGCCGUGUGUUGCUUCAGCUGAUUCAGCAGCUGGGCUCCAAGCACUGGUGCGCGGUGCCGCUCCUCUUCGUCUGUCAGGCUCUGUCCAGACUCCCUCCAAGUCCCCUGCUGAGGAACAGCGGGCUCGCUGCUCUACGGGAGGUCCUGCGCUGCACCAUGAUCACCCAUCAGGUGCUGCUGAGAGGAGCCGCGCAGUGUUUCUUACUGAACGGCGCCCUCUCCCUGACAGAUGUGAGCGAAGUCACCAGAGAUGAUCUGUUCAGCUUCCUGAUGCAUUUCCGUGCUGAUGAGUCUCUGUGUCGAGGCACAGAGCUGUGGAAUGAGGUUUGCUCCUGGUUGUUGGAACAUGAAUGCAGUUUCAAGUCUGAGAUUAGGGACGGCGAUGGCCUCGAUCAAAAGGAAACGAUGCGACCUUAUGUUCAACAAGAGGUGCUCGCUUAUCUCCGUGUUCCAGCGAGCACAGGUCAGCCGGAAAGGUUACCUGACGCUAGAGAGGCCGAUAAGCUGGCCAGGGCCAUCCUGCUGUGCGUGGACGCGGAGAGGCGGCGACUGGGAGCGGAAAGCAGCGACGCUCUGGAGCCGCUGCUGUCUCCGCUGCUGGACACCCUGAGCAGAGUCUACACCAACAUCUACCUGCCUGUCCGCAAGAGUGACAAGAGUCUGCAGCUCACGCUCAGGCUGCUGCAGCUCUGCUCAGGGCCACGCGGUCACCGCCAAGAGGACGAUGUGACGUCUGCCAUCGAACGAGCCUUCUUCAAACUCGUCGAGCCCAUCCAGAAUUUCAUCCUGAGGAGGCUGUGCGGGGAGCUGCAGGAGAUCUUUGAUGUGGAACGGGCAGACUUGUAUCUCUGUGUCCUGAGGCAGCUGGCUGUUUUGUGCAGCUCUCCCUCUCGGUGCUCCAGGAACAUUCAACACUAUGCUUGCCCUAAACUGAUCAAGUACAGCCUUUCAGUCCUGCUGGAGCCCACCCAGCAGAUCCCGUCUGUGGCGAGCCAGGUGUCUAAGGCGGUCAGCAUGGCGUCUUUGGCUGCCGUGUCUGGUCUGUUGCGGCAGGGAGGAGCCGGCAUGCCAUCGGAGACCGUCUCCGCCCUGCGGUCCCUGAAUGAUUAUUUCUACACUUCGGGGACUUCCUCGGAACCUCAGCCGUCUCUCGGAAACAUUAAUAAACGCUUGGUGAAGCCACAGCUGUUAGACGGUUCAAGUGACCUUGUAGCCCAAGGCCUCCUGCAGCAGGACUGGGGACGCAUUGCUGCGAACUUCCUGCGGGACCAGUGGAUUUGUCUAAACUUCCUGAUCAGGGCGGUAGGGACCCCAGAGUCUGCAGAGAUGCCCAAAGGGUGCGCGACCCUCGGAGCUGCUCUACGCUGCGGCGUCGAGGCUCUGGCUCUGCUGCCCAGUGACCUCGUGCUGCCCGUCCUCAGCUUUAUGAAGGCGGCGCUGCCACGUUUGGUGGACGAUGAGGAGGACCUCUGUGUGCAGGCGCUGACUAUGAGUUGGGAGCUCGUACAGGGGCUCAGCACCAACGCUCAUGACUUCUGGCCAGCUCUGAAAGCCUUCGUCUCCCUCGCCUUUCAGCACAAACUCCUCAGCCCGACGCCUCAUCAGGCUCCGACCCUCGCAAAUGCACUGAAGAAGGUUUUCGCAGAGUUACUGGAGCUGUCUCAGUCUAAAGGCGGAGUAUUUGGCGUGCUCCUUCAGCACUGCUGUCAGACCUGGCUGCCCAGUGAGCAAGGCAGCGGGGAGCAGGCCGACGCUGUGUUUUCUAGUGUUUUUAACCACCUGGACAUAGUCUCUGAGGCUUGUGUUUAUGGACCAGUGUUCAGGAGAGAUCAGCGGCUCGUCCAGGACGUCCAAACAUAUGUGGAGCAACUUGGUGAGAAGUGUACCGCUAAUGUUACAGUUGCGAGCGAUAACAGGGAUGACCAGCUGCCCCGCGUAUGCGUGCUGGCUUUUCUUAGCCGCCUGGACCCCUACGUCCAGCAGCAUCAAAGGCUCAUGGAGGAGCUGGUGAUGGAGCUACUGAGAAAGGACCGGCUCAUAUCCCGGUCCAAAGUCCGGUACUAUAGUAACUCCCUGCAGCACCGGGUCAAAAACAGAGCAUGGCAAACUCUGCUGCUGUUGCUCCCCAAACUCAGAGAGGAGUUUGUUGCCACUCUGCUGGACCACGUGUUUGAAGCUGGAUUUAGCAGCAACCAGCCGUCGGUGAAGUACCUGAUCGAGUGGGCGAUGAUCCUCAUCCUUGUCAAGUAUCCGCAUCAUCUGGACAGAUUCUGGACCUGCUUCAGCCUCGAUCAGGAAAAGACGAAGACGAGCGUUUGCACCUUCCUGUCUGUCCUGGUGCACCUCAGCGUCAUUGUCCCACAUGUCGAGGAGAAGGUGGUGCAGCUGCGUAAAGCGCUGGACGUCAUCCUGCAGUCGUGUUUCAACCACAACUUCAGCGUGCGCCUGUACGCCUUACUGGCCCUGAAGAGGGUGUGGAGCCUGGCGGAAAGCCUGACGGAGGAGGCCGACGCUUUCAGAGGCCUGUCCUCCGUGGUGACGGCCUGUCUGAGCCAGGCCGAGGCCAUGCAGAGCUCCGGAAAUGCCAACAAGAACUGGGUGAGGAUUCAGCGACACUUCUUCUUCAGUGCCUUUCAUCCCAUCUCGGAUUACAGUGUGGAAACAAUAUUCCACACUUUUCCUAGCCUGUCUGAGUUGGCCGACGACGAGUGGGUCCCACCGUGGAAGUUUGAAAAGCUGUCUUUCUUUUCCCAAAGUCCGUCGUUGCCGUUGAGGAAUGCCACUCCUGACUUGGGCCAGCUCCAGCCUGGAGAUUGGGUCCAGCAAGACCAAAGCGAGCAGGAUAAGGAGGAGCGCUGGGCCGAGGUGCAGAAGAAGAUCACACCCUGGAGGUUAGGGGUCCACGAGCAGGAACCCGAGCUGAAGCUGGUUCCAGCACAGAGGGCGGCUCGGCUGGGCAAACAGCACGGCGCCCUGCUGGUGGUGGCCUCGCUGAUUGACAAGCCCACUAAUUUAGGAGGUCUUUGCAGAACAUGUGAGAUAUUUGGGGCCAGCGGUCUGGUCCUGGACACGCUCCACCAUCUCAAUGACAAACACUUCCAGUCCCUCAGCGUCUCAUCUGAGCUCUGGCUUCCUCUGUUAGAGGUGAAGCCUGUGGAGCUCUCCGGCUUCCUGCAGGUAAAGAAGAGCGAAGGGUACUGCAUCGUCGGAGUGGAGCAGACCGCCAAUAGCCAGAGCCUCCAGGACUUCAAGUUCCCUGAGAAAACGCUGCUACUUCUGGGCAACGAACGGGAAGGUAUUCCCGCCAAUCUGCUCCAGAUGUUGGACGUGUGCGUGGAGAUCCCUCAGCAAGGCAUCAUCCGCUCGCUCAACGUGCACGUCAGCGCUGCCCUGUUGAUCUGGGAAUAUACACGGCAGCACCUCAUCCCCGGAUCAAACGAAGGCGACCAACAGCGCGGCUGAAGAAGAAGCAGACAUGGCACCGCAGCGCCACUCUGAUCCUGAACAAGCUUACGCACAGUUGGUGUGUUUCAGGACCAUCAGGACUUUUCUGUUCUGUUUUGGCCCAGACUCCUGUCUUAUCCCUUUCAUAAGAUUCCUGCAAGGGGAUCAGUUAUUUUAUCUAAAU